AUGGAGCUGCCUGCUGUUGUACGGGAAAAACUUAUCGAAUUGGACGAUGAAAACAACCAGCUCAAACAAGAGGUGCAACGUCUUAACACCAAACUAUCCAGCAGGGAUGAAAUAUUGAACGAAUUAGAAGAAGAAAAUAUUCAGCUGCGAAACCACAUGAAGCAGGAUCAUUCGGACGAAUCUAAAAUUUCAGCUUUACAGCAGAAAAUUGUCAUUCUGGAAACAACGAUUGAAGAGAAAAUCUCAGAUUCUUAUCGAUUGGCAGCCCAGAUAGAAGUGUUGACCACAUCGUUGAAUUCAGCUAAUGCAGAAAUCAGCGAGUUACGAAGAGCUGAGUCUCGUCCAGUUUGCGAAGAUUCAGUGAUACAGGAACCUAGCAGCAGCGCAGAUUUGGAGCGACUUCAAGAGGAGAAGGACGAUGCCGUGUUCGAGUUGCAGAAAGCUAUGCACCGUAUUGCAGCGUUGGAAACGGAGAGAAACGACUACGCUGAACGAGCAGAGGCUGCGUCAUUGGAAGCUCGUGACAUGGCUCGGCAUAAUAAGGAGCUGCGCGAGCAAUUGCAUGAGCUUGAAGCCGAACUUGUAGUAUCCCGAACUAACGCUAAAGUUGCGAACAGAGGUAACUCCAUGUUUGCGGAAUUCGCGGAAGAGCGCGUCCGACUCGAAGCUGAUUUGAAACUACUUUACUGCAAAUAUAAUACGCUUCGUAAAGAGAAUUGUCAGCUGGCGAAUGAACUUGACGAGGCUCGCCUACUGGCUUUGCGACGAGGAAGAGGAGAAGGAUCCCAGAAAUGUCGAUGUCAGCAGUUGUCAGCAGAAUUGGUGGAGUUGAGAGGAAGGGUUCAAACACUGGAUGAACGACUGGCGAGCGCUAGAGGAGAUCUCAUCGAUAGAGCCAUAAAAACGAACGGUAUAGAUGCGCUACUGAGGAGCUCGUUCAAAUCUCUGAAAUUAGAGAUGGAAUCCUUGCGACAAGAGCGCGACAAACUGCGUGUUGAGAGGGACAAAAUUUUUGACGAGAAUGCUUCUCUGGCAGCUCGUGCUGCAAACGCUGAAACGUUAAUGGGGUACGCCAAUGAUGAUAUUGAAACUCUCAAACUACAGUUGGCUAUGUUCAGAGAAAGAGAGCAGAAAAAAGAUGCUGAAAGAGUUUCGAAUUUGAUCAAUGGAGAAAGUGGCGAAGAUGACAAAGAGAUAUGUCCAGUUAUACUUCCGCCUAAGGCACCUCAACCCCUUGGAGAACAGGCAAAAACACCUGCGCGACAGAAAGUUCCAUGUGAGGAACCGACAAAGUUGUACACUCCUUUCGCUUCAAUGAAGACACCUCUUGGUGCGACUGGUGAACCCUCCUUUCACCAAGAUGAGCAAGGGUAA
Cooperia oncophora is the source of this 1374-nucleotide messenger RNA. Lineage: Eukaryota; Metazoa; Nematoda; Chromadorea; Rhabditida; Trichostrongylidae. The record is from the annotation of a GenBank genome assembly.